Messenger RNA from Salvelinus namaycush (lake trout), 1614 nucleotides. It is a transcript of the gene sdsl, whose product is annotated as serine dehydratase-like. The transcript is spliced from 7 exons. Gene Ontology annotation, biological process: L-threonine catabolic process; L-serine catabolic process. The record is from RefSeq and is a predicted model, not a curated record. Gene Ontology annotation, molecular function: threonine deaminase activity; pyridoxal phosphate binding; L-serine ammonia-lyase activity. Lineage: Eukaryota; Metazoa; Chordata; Actinopteri; Salmoniformes; Salmonidae. The coding region runs from base 267 to 1241 and encodes 324 amino acids.
AUGUACUGAUUGCCGCAGCAAGCUAUCUUGUCACAAAGUUGCACCGCCUACAAACGGAAUAUUGUUCUACAGUAGUCUACUUCUUGCCUAUUACUGUCUUGUCAUCCGCAACGGAAUUGCAAUCUUAGUUGACAGCGGUACAUUGCGUCUCUCUGUGGAUUGGGCACAUUGGCGAGAAAAGAAAACCUGGAUUUGCACAUACGCAAUUUACGCACUACCAUUCAAGGGGACAUCGAAUACUUCCAACGUUGUUAUCCUGAGCCCUCAUGGCAAACCCAAAAGCCUUUCACAUAAAUAGCCCGUUUUUGGAGAGCAUAGACAUGUCAAAACGGACCGGGACCAAUGUGUAUUUAAAAAUGGAAAGUUCCCAACCCUCCGGUUCAUUCAAAAUCCGUGGUAUAGGACACCUUUGCCAAAAGGUUGCAGGACCAGAGUCCAAAGGAGUUGUUUGUUCUUCAGGUGGCAACGCUGGGAUGGCCACAGCCUAUGUGGCACGCAAACUAAACAUUCCAGCAACUAUCAUUGUGCCUUCAUCCUCUCCUGAGCUGAUUAGGGAGAAGCUGAAGGACCAGGGAGCCACGGUCAGAGUAGUCGGCAAGGUGUGGGAUGAUGCCAAUGAUGAGGCCCUGCGUCUGACCCAGACUGAUGGCCUGACCUAUGUCCCACCCUUUGACCAUCCUCUGCUCUGGCAAGGCCAUGCCAGUAUUGUGAGAGAGAUCAAGGCCUCUCUUCCAUCCAAGCCUGGGGCUGUAGUUUUAUCUGUGGGGGGAGGAGGGCUGCUCUGUGGGGUGGUGGAGGGCAUGAAGGAAGUGGGCUGGGCCAGUGUGCCCAUCAUCUGCAUGGAGACUGAGGGAGCAGACUGUUUUAACGCAGCAGUAAAGGCUGGCAAGAUAGUCACCCUCCCUGACAUCACUAGUGAGGCCAAGUGUCUGGGUUCGAAGACGGUGUGCAGCCAGGCCUUUGAGUACAUUAAGGAGGGCAACAUGAACAUCAUAUCAGAGCUGGUCACUGACCAGCAGGCCUUGCAAGCAGUGGAGACCUUCCUGGACGAGGAGCGUGUGCUGGUGGAGCUGGCCUGUGGGGCUGCGUUAGCGGCUGUGUACUCUGGCGUCAUCCAGAGACUGCAGGGUGAGGGCCGGCUGCCUGUUCCCCUAGCAGGACCCCUAGUCAUGAUUGUCUGUGGAGGGAGCAGUAUCAACCAGGCACAGCUGGAACAUCUCAGGAAGGUCCUCAACAGAUGAACACAGAACAUGGAGCUCCUAGGCUGAGUCUCAAAUGUCACCCUAUUCUCUAUAUAGUUCACUACUUUUGACCAGGGCCUAUAGCCUUGUCCCAUAGUUGAUCAAACAAUAAAAUAGUUGGCUACAGCACAUACAGUAUGGACGAGGCUAUUGGAUUUCCACCAGUAGGUCAUGGCUCCAGACUGUUUUAAUGAAAGAUUAUGAGGACCGAUUCGUAAUUUUUUUUGUAUUGCAGCUUCUUACCCUGUUGUAUACAUUUUCACAAUGUUGACUAAUGCUGCCUCUAAUUUCCCUGCUUUGCAAUCAGUGUCAAAUUUGGAAAAUCUCUGACAACCUUUUAUGUCUCAUAGAAUAAAAUCUGAAAUACUAUUCA